AUGAGUGAAUUUGUAGAGAUCAUUUGGUUUGAAUUAGCGAUUAUUAUUUCUGUUACCAAGCUCUACCUUUAUCUCUUUAAUACAGGUAACAACUGCAUUCCCAUUGAGAUGUGUGAGCCAGACAACAGCCACAAGUUGGCCAGCAUGGCUGUCCAGAUCACGGUUUUCAUCAUCGCCUUCCUCCUUGGUGUAAUUGGGAAUAGUUUGGUAAUUGCCACAUUCGCCAAGUAUCUUCGCGUGCGUCUGCGCUGCAUGACCGACGUCUUCCUUUUCUAUCUUGCGAUUUCUGACCUUUUUGUUCUGCUUACUUUGAAACUGGAAACCACCGAAACCAUCCUGGGCUCCUGGGUGCUUGGGAACGAGAUGUGCAAGCUAAACUAUGGCCUCUGUGCCAUUAACACGUACGGUGGCUUGUUGCUGUUAGAAUGCAUAAGCAUCGAUCGUUACAUGCUUGUUGUAUGGGCCAAGGCUGCUCAGGCUUUACGUUCAAGUAUGCUAUGCUACAGUAAGUUGUCUGUGACUGCCGUGGUGGUGACGUCCUUCAUCCUCAGCUUGCCAGAGCUACUGACCACCUCUGUGAAUCCAGAUUCGUUGAGGUGCAAGUACAUAAGGAAUGAUUAUGGCAAUGUGAGGGUAAAGACGUGGUCACGUGUGGCAAAGAUCACAGGAUUUUGUGUGCCAUGCGUUGCCAUGCUGGUGUGUUACAGAGCCAUCGGCCACGUGUUGAUGCAGGGCCGGGGAAAGUGCUUUCGCAAACAGAAAACUCUGCGACUCAUAGUAGCACUGAUUGGGCUCUUCCUGCUGUUCAAACUGCCGUACGCCAUAGUGUUUUCUAUCCGAAUAUUCACGACCAGUUAUACUUGUGAGCUGUGGUCAGGCAUUCACCUGGCAGAGGACAUCACCCGCAGUCUUGCUUAUGUCCGCUGCUGCCUCAACCCUCUGCUCUACGCCCUCGUAGGAGUAAGAUUCCAAAAUGACGUGAUGCGGUUUCUGCGUGAUUGUGGUUGCAUCUGUUCUUGCCUGUAAAACCUGAUACGAAAACUGGAACAUGGAAGCUCAGCGACUCUCUCAUCCCCUCCUCUUACUAUUACUAUGCCCUAUGAUCUUAAUUCACCUAAAUUCUUACUUGAUACUGGCAAAAAUCCUGAAGGUGUGCCUCAAAUAUCAUAUACACCCAACAUAUUUUUCCCUUCUACCUUCCCCGAAUUGCAAAAACCCGUUCUGUACUGUUUAUUCAACUUACCAGUGACCUUUCUAUUUUAAUCAAAUGUUUCUGUUUCUACCCUGAUGUUCAUUAUGUUUCUUUAAAUGUAAGUGUUUUAUAAAAAUCUAACUUGUGUUAUAACAGCUGUAAACAUUCAAUCCUUUAUUAACUUGCAAUGUUACCAAGAAGCAGGAAAGUCCUCUGUCCUGACACUGGAGGCUCCUUCCAUUAAGCUUCAAUGUCACUUUACAGAAAACAUGUAUAUCACUUGUUACUAUAUCUUGUUACAUCCUUGCAGAUGUAAGGACGUAAGAUGUAACAUGAUCCCAGUCCAGUAUGGUCCAGUUCCAGUUGUCCAUGAAGAGAAGGAGUUGAAGAGAACUGCACAUAUGAACUUAAC
This is a messenger RNA of Tachysurus vachellii, 1604 nucleotides long. Its product is annotated as C-C chemokine receptor type 7-like. Gene Ontology annotation, cellular component: membrane. The record is from RefSeq and is a predicted model, not a curated record. Bases 1 to 1026 code for a protein of 341 amino acids. The transcript has a single exon. Lineage: Eukaryota; Metazoa; Chordata; Actinopteri; Siluriformes; Bagridae. Gene Ontology annotation, biological process: immune response; G protein-coupled receptor signaling pathway. Gene Ontology annotation, molecular function: G protein-coupled receptor activity.